Messenger RNA from Labeo rohita (rohu), 1250 nucleotides. RefSeq lists its product as uncharacterized. The record is from RefSeq and is a predicted model, not a curated record. The transcript is spliced from 6 exons. NCBI's taxonomy places the organism in Eukaryota, Metazoa, Chordata, Actinopteri, Cypriniformes, Cyprinidae. Bases 86 to 928 code for a protein of 280 amino acids.
ACCACCCCUUCUGUUGAGCCAGCACUCCAGUGGUCAAACAGACUCCAGAGCGUUUCAUGUUUGUAGAAGUGGGCAAACGUAAGCAAUGUCUGCAAAGAGAGGGGGAAUGCACACCAAUCUUAUCGACGGACCUGACGAGGACUGCAGCAGUCCAGAGGUGCGAUAUUCAGUAUUUCAGAACCCAGAUAAAAGAAGAGGGUUUUGCCAAGAUCCCUUCAAGGUGGCAACAGUAUGCCUGACUGCCUUCUGCCUCAUCUUACUCCUGAUCUUGGUGGUCACAAGUGUUAAUAGCGGUAAGGCACGUUCAUCUGAUCAUCAGGAUUCCCUGUCCACCACUGCAUUCAGUGAAUCACACAUGCAGAAGGGCUGCGCUAAUGUCACGGCUCUGACUGAAGAGCUGCAGUCUGUGAAGAGAGAAAAAAGUGAACUGGAGAAAGAACGGACACAGCUGAAGAACAAAAUCACUGCGCUUGAGGCAACCCCUCCACCACAAACCACUCUUUUGCCAACGAAGAGUCCCUGUCCUGAAGAGUGGAAGCACUUUAACGGCAGCUGUUAUUACGUCUCAGAAUUCCGAAGGAGUUGGUCGGACAGUCAGUCGUACUGCAAGCGACAAGGAGGACAUCUGGCCAUCAUCCUCACAGCUGAAGAACAGACCUUCAUAUGGAACCUGCUGCCCCGUGGAUACUGGAACGCUUACUGGUUUGGCAUUAGUGAUCAAAAAGUAGAAGACGACUGGUACUGGGUGGACGGAACUAAACUGGUUGGAGGUUUCUGGGAAGAUGGUGAGCCCAACAACCAUAUUAAUGAAGACUGUGGCUACAUGAUAAAAACAGAUGUUUUAAGCCGUGUGGCUAUAAAGAGCUGGUAUGACGCACCCUGUUAUAUGUCCUUGCCCUGGAUCUGUGAGAAGCUGGUGUCCUCCUGAUCUUCGCUCCUACCAUCUUCAUCAUCUGUAGCAGACAUAGUAAUACAAGCUGUAAUGUAAUUUCCGUUGCAUUUACAAUGUCUGGUCUCAGGGUUUCAAUGUUAAAACGUUAAAAUGAUUUGCUGCAUGAUUUGCUGAGUCAAAAAAGCAAUUAACUGUUUAUUUUAAUGUGAUACCGUAUGUGCAUUAAUCUACAAUUAGCUAUGAUUUUUAACACUGGACAAUUUAGUGAAUUUAUUAACUGCUUGAAUUUUAUAGAGAAAUCAAUCACAAAAUCUUUUUAUGUAAAACAUGUUGUCUUUCCAUAAACAACUAAGCAUUU